AUGAUCGCUGUCGUCAUGGCUGCUGCGGCUGCAGCGGCGGCCGCAUCGAGUGCCAGCGGUUCCGACACCGCAGCAGAUGCAGGUUUCUCCCAAAGGAGGUCUUUAUUGGGCGCACAGCAGUACGGCGCAGCGCUGGGAAACGCCACAGUCAUCCCUGCGUCGCUCUCCCUUGUUCAAUCCACCCAGCUCAAAACCUCUUCUGCCCCUGCUCCGGCUGCAGCAUCCCCAGCACCUGCAGCUCCUGCAUCAGCCUCUGCGUUGUCUGCGGCGCUGUCUGGGCAGGCGUUGAUGGGAGUGCAGCGCGCCAUGGUGCUGGCUGCUGCUGCUGCCGCCAUUUCCGGCCACCACGCCACCGUGCCGCAUCGCACCGUGUCUACCGAUCCAGCAGCAGCGGUGACAACAGCUGUUCAACCUACAGCUUCCCGGCCUUCCUCCUCGCUCGCACUCUCCUCUACCACCACCGCUGCUGCAAGCGCCGGUGCCGCCAGAACAGUCACCGUUGGGAGUGGUGGAGGCAGAGCUGCUGUGUGCGAUGAGGAGGGCGGCAUGGCUCCUCGUGUGAGCAAGCUCCUCGCCAAGUGGCUGCGGUCGGACGACGAGGGUCCACACGUGUGCCCUGUUUGCAAGCAGAGCUUCCCCACGGCUGGCGGCCUGAAGCAGCAUCAGCACGACCGAUGGCGCUGCUCCCUGGGCUCUCAGGCCGUGCAGGCCUCUGCACCCGCGGCUGCUGCCGCUGCUUCCGCUGCUGCAGCUGCUGCUGCUGUGGCUGGGCCAAGCCACGCGGCGUCAGGAGCGGCUGGAGCUUCUGUUGCUGCUGGUCGCAGUGGGCGCUCAGGUGUGAGUACGAAUACUGGGGAUGGGCGUAGAACCAUUGGAAGGAAGGAAAGUGACAAGAGGGGCAUUGGGAGAAAGGAUGGUGAAGGAAAGGGCACCAGCACGACUGUGACAGACAGCUCAGGCAUGCUGUGGCCUCGGCUGUCCGUACUUGAUUCAGGCAGGGAGGCUGCGGGGAAGGACACGUCCCGGAAGGCCAAGAGCAGGGGGAAAGGAACUUCUGAAGUUGGAGGAGUGAGGAGCCUGGAGAGAAAAGGUCAAACUUCAGGAAGCAAGCGGCCGCAGAGUGAGAUUGUGUCGGGCGGUUCAUUCAUGGAGCACCCAGCAAGGCAGUCCGUUGGGCAGCAGAGUGAGAAGCAGCAGAUGGAGAGAGCUUCAGCAAGCGCAACCCCCUUCACACGGCAGAUCAGCAUCACCAACACAUCUCCCCCUCAUCGAACCUCCCUCAGCGCCCCCUCCGCUGCCUCUCCUUCCCUCGCCCACUCCUUCUCUCUGCCUUCCCAUCGUUCGUCCGUGACAGCCGGAUUGCAGGGGGCGGACGAUGGGCAAGGAGGGUCAAGAAUGCACGGUCAGCAGCACUUUGGUGAAACCAUUCCGAUGGCCGAUGAAAAGUUGCUGAGCCCUCCCAAGCGCUUUCGGUCAGGGAAGGGGAGAGGAGAAGCUGCAGGGGAAAAUAUUGACAUGGCUGAAGGAAACAGAUUGCGAGGCAAGGGUAUGCAGUUCCAUGAAUCGAGAGACUUUGACGUGGAAGGGCAGAAACACAGUAUGGCAGAUGAUGGCAUGGCGGGCGACGAGUCAGUGCAUGGUGGUCCUGCUGCAUCAGCAGAGACGGCGUCCGCAGGAGUGGCAGAUGUGACAGCCAUGGCUGGGUGGCUGCGAGCAGCGCGUGUGCGCAGAGGAGAGCAGUGGGGACCCCCGCCAUCCGCCUUCCCUGCUCCCGACGCUCCUCAUGGUGGGUUCGUGGCGCCUGCCAGGGCUGCAGGAGGGCGAGGAGGUGGAGGGGAGGAGAGGGUGGGCAGGGAUGAGGAGGAGGCAAUGGCGUAUGCGGUGGAUACGCAGCGCUGGCACACGACACAGCGCUCCCGCGUGGAGGUCCUUGAUCGCAACUGGCCGCCCUGGCAGGUGUCUGACUUGCCUCUCUCGGGCUCUCUUCCAGCUCAGGCGGAGAGAGGGUUUGGGGUGACGGCAGCAGGCGAACAGGGGUCUCGUGGUGCUGACUCGUCCACCAGAGCGACCUUUUCCAAGGCUGCCACUGCUGCUGCUGGUGGUACUGGUGGGAGUCAUGGGGCGAGUGAGAGGGUAGAGCCGGGGUUGUCCUUUGACCUCAACAUGGCACACGGGGGAGAUGAGGAUGCUGAGAACGCGCGUGGCCGUGACAAGCAACAGCCUCCAGCAGUUGGAGGAGCCACAGAUGCGGUGCGUGCUCAAGACCCCAAUCCGAACAUCUGGAGCAGGGCGGGAGCAUCAGGAGCUACUGGUGCAGGCACAGCUGGUGCAGGCGCAGCUGGUGCAGGCGUACCCACCAUGAGCAUUCCGGAAUCGUGCUGCUCUUGGAACUGCGUGUUCUUCUCGCUUCCCUGCCGCAGAAAGACACGGGUGCAGAUGACAGGUAGCCAGGCAGGGGAACGAGGAGGGGUGAGAGGGGGGAGGGGUGGGUUGGGGGAGAGGGGGAUGUAUGUACGGUAA
This is a messenger RNA of Closterium sp. Naga37s-1, 2520 nucleotides long. The record is from the annotation of a GenBank genome assembly. Lineage: Eukaryota; Viridiplantae; Streptophyta; Zygnematophyceae; Desmidiales; Closteriaceae.